GAUUAUUUGGUCGUCAUUAGCGCCGACGCCGGCGCAGGAGCUGCUUUUAUUUCCUCCAUUGUUGGAUCUAGAUUGAGAGCUCGCCAUUUGUUUCGUCUACUCCCGCUCCUCCUCUUAGCCUCGCCGUCGACUCAUCCAUUUCGACGGACAGGACCUUCUUUCUUCUCCUCCAUUGUUGGAUCUUGAUUGAACCAAUGCGAUGAAGAAGAAGAUCCACACAAACAUAUAUUUUGACUAUGGAGGGUACUAUUCAGAAGAGCAUGAGUGGAAUUGCAACAAUUCAGUAUAUGCUAUAAUGUUUAAGACAACAUCUUUGGAGAGAAUAACAUAUCCGGUGUUGGUAGAUAAGAUCUGUAAGAAGAUUGCUAUAGACGGAGCGAGAAGGAAGAUGAAAUUGAGUUACAUGAUAUGUAAAGGAAGGAGAGAGUCUUAUAUUUUAGAUGAUGAGGAUGUUUGUAUAUUCUUAACAUCAUUGGAUAAAGAGGGAUUUAGACCAGUUUUGCAUGUGGAGUUAUGCAAUCUUGAAAGUAAUCAGAUGGUGGAGCUAGUACCAAGAGUAGAGAGAAGAAGUUCAUGCGGUUUGAAUUAUGGGGAAGUGGCUGCCAAUGAUGUAAGGACUGAUGAUGUAAGGACUGAUGAUGUAAGGACUGAUGAUGUAAAUAAUCAAGCAAACUUGAGUGCGUUUAGAUGGGGGGAAGGAUCAGAACAAGAGAAAGAGCCUGCUAUAGUUAAUGAACCGAUUAUUGAACAGCUCAUGAUAGAGAAUGGUGUAAAUGAAGAUUGUGAGAAUGAUGUUAGGCAUGAAUAUGUUGAGCUUUCGCGGACUGUACAACCAAGUGAGGAAACAGUUAAAGAAUGGAAAGAUGGUUUGGAAUUGGAAAAAGAUCAAGAAUUUCCUUCUAAGGAGGCAGUAUGGGAUUUGGUUAAUAGAGCUGCAAAGGCCGAGUUGUUUGGUGUGAGAUGUGUGAAGUCGGACCCGGUGCGACUUAUGAUUGAAUGCAGUCAAGCUUCCAUGGGUUGUGAAUGGUGUGAGGAGAGUACUACAUAUUUUAAACAAAAAGGCACACCACGAUUAGUAGCAAGUGUUUUGCAUGAGGACUUCCGUGGUCAAUUGGAAACACCGGAUCCUAAAACCAUCAUGACUCUUGUUAAAGGAAGACUUGGUUUGGAUUGUUCCUACUCCACCGCCUUGAGAGGGAAAAAACAACAUGUUAGUGAUAUGCGUGGGAACCCUGAAGUUUGCUACACGAUGUUACAUCAAAGCAUCAUCAAGGGAGUGAUGGAUGUGUUUCCAAACGCAUCACAUGGUCAUUGUAUAUGGCAUUUGUCCCAAAACCUUAGGCCAAAGUUGACUGGGGACAAGGACUUAGGUGUUGAGAAAUUCAAGGAAUGCGCUCAUAUAUAUACUAAGACCGAGUUCAGCAUUCAGUAUGGUGAUUUUAGGAGAAGGUAUCCUAGAGCUGCUGAAUAUCUGGAUAAUUCUAUUGGGGUUGAACAAUGGGCUAGGAGUCAUGCUGAGAGAGACAAGUACAACAUAGAUACUAGCAACUCCGCAGAGUCAAUGAAUGCUGUGUUUAAGGAAGUAAGGAAGUACCAUCUAUUACCGAUGAUUGAUGCGAUAUUGGAGAAGUUUUCCGAAUGGUUCAACAAACAUCGAAAAGAUUCUGCCAAUGCAUCGAACACAACGCAAGUGGUGCCUGUUGUGGAGAAUAUAUUACAUAUCCGAUGUCCUAUAGCUGCGAAGUUGACGGUCACUGAGCUUAACAGCUACCGACGCGAAUAUAGCGUAAUUGGAGUUGAUGGUUUAACAUAUUUGGUGGACUUGGAUAUGAAAUCUUGUACUUGUAGGUGUUUUGAUAUAGACAAGUACCCUUGCAUCCAUGGUAUAGCCGCAGCCAUUAAGCAUUGUCGGAAUGAAUGGAGAACAACGAAUGUAAGCAUAUAUGGUCUUUGUUCGAAAUAUUACUUGAUCGAGACGUGGGCAUUGGCAUAUUACAAAACGAUUUACGUUGUGCCGCAUGAGUCUCAAUGGACUUUCCCAGCUGACUACGAGGAGAAGAUCGCAAAACCGCCGGAUUACAAACCAAAGAAAGGUAGAAAUCAAGAGACCCGGUUUCCAUCCACCGGGGAAAAGCGACGAAAGAGGACCCAAAACAAGGCACGGCCUGGCAUUAACUUGGAGAGUUGGUUGCAGCCCCCUCCCAAUGAUGAGAAUGUGACAAUGCCGAUCAGUUAUACUCAAAGUUCAGAAUCGGAACCGAGUGAGGAUAUGAGUUGGGCAAGAGCUGACGGUAAUUGGGGUAUUCCGAGAUAUUGUUUAUGUGGAACCUACGUUAAGCUUGUUGUAUGUACCACUGGCAAUAAUCAAGGAAGAAAGGAAUACAAAUGUCCAAAUUAUGAGGAUGGUGGAGAACACCUUCAAAAGUGGUGGGAUGAUGCGGUUAAUGAGGAGUUUAGUGUUGUGCAUAACAAAUUUGAAACCCAGAAAGAAUCAAUCCACCACGCUUACCAAAAUCCAAUGUUGGAGUCACUUCGCGAGUCUGUUCGAAUUAUGCGUGCUCAACUCGAUGAUCUUGAGAAGCGUUUGGAGGAGAAAGAAACGGAGAUUAGCAAGCUGAGGGAUUUGCUAGCUAAGUGGUAGUUGUUGUAUGAUUAUGUAUUUCUCUAAAUAUUGGUAGACUACUUAACUAAAAUUGCCUAAACGUU
Molecule: messenger RNA, 2706 nt
Organism: Arabidopsis arenosa
Lineage: Eukaryota; Viridiplantae; Streptophyta; Magnoliopsida; Brassicales; Brassicaceae
Source: the annotation of a GenBank genome assembly